AUGGUCCGACGUUUCGGGCGCGGUGCCUCUUCCACAGCUGUUCUCAGCUCUGGAGGUCGCCCUGCGGGAACUGCGGACGGAGGUGCAACACCUGCGCAGGCUGCCCCCUGUGCACCGUGGGGUCCCGUGGAGCGAUUCUGGGCCCUGUCGGAUGGCCGCGUGGUGGAGUACGACUUUGAGGAGGAGACGCUCACCACUCGCUCGGCCUACCAGAGCGUGAGAGUGCUCCGCUCUCCCCAGUACGGGAGCACUCUGGUGCUCAACGGGGACGUCAACCUGGCGGAGAGUGACGCUGCCUACACGCAGUGCAUCAUGGGGGACGGCCAGGAAACCUUCACAGGCCGUGACGUCCUCAUCCUGGGUGGCGGGGACGGAGCGAUCCUACACAGCCUCCUGUCUAACUACAAGCCUCGUAGUAUCACCAUGUUGGAGAUUGACCCCGUGGUGAUGGAGGCCUGCCGGACGCAUCUCCGCUCAGUGUGCGGAGACGUCCUGGACUCACUCAGUGGACCCACUCACCAGAUCGUGGUGGGUGACUGUGUUCCCGCUCUACGUCGCUACGCUGACAGCGGCACGGAGUUUGACUUCAUCAUCAACGACCUCACGGCCAUCCCCAUCUCGACCACUCACCACCACGACUCUUCGUGGGAGUUCCUGUGGCUCAUUCUGGAACUUUCCCUCAAGGUUCUACGUCCAGACGGCAAAUACCUCACCCAGGGUAAUGGCUACAAUAUGCGUGCCGCUCUGCGUGUCUACGAGCAGCACCUGGGGCAGCUGCAGCCUCCCGUGGGCUUCACCCGCCGCACGGCAAACGUGCCCUCGUACCUGGAGCUCUGGGUCUUCUACACCAUCUGGAAGAAGACUCCGUGAAGAGUCACACACACACACACACACCUACACACACACACACACACACCUACACACACACACACACACCUACACACACACACAUACACACACACAC
Petromyzon marinus (sea lamprey) is the source of this 964-nucleotide messenger RNA. Lineage: Eukaryota; Metazoa; Chordata; Hyperoartia; Petromyzontiformes; Petromyzontidae. The record is from RefSeq and is a predicted model, not a curated record.